Messenger RNA from Protobothrops mucrosquamatus (brown spotted pit viper), 564 nucleotides. Its product is annotated as calpain-10-like. The record is from RefSeq and is a predicted model, not a curated record. Gene Ontology annotation, biological process: proteolysis. Gene Ontology annotation, cellular component: cytoplasm. The coding region runs from base 1 to 564 and encodes 187 amino acids. The transcript has 4 exons. Gene Ontology annotation, molecular function: calcium-dependent cysteine-type endopeptidase activity. Lineage: Eukaryota; Metazoa; Chordata; Lepidosauria; Squamata; Viperidae.
AUGGAGAACCCGUGCUUGACCUUCGUGAUCUCGUCCAUCUUGGAGAGCGAUGAGUUUCUCAUCAUUGAUAUCAUCCACGAAAUGCUGGGAGUCGGGGUCUCGGCAGAUCGGAAAGGAGACCUGUACAAGGACCUGGCAUUUCCGGCUAGUGACGAUUCUCUGUUUUUCAACUGUUCUACUCCGUUGGCUCAGUUCAAAGGAGAAAUUUAUUGGCUGAGACCCCAGGAGAUCUGCUCUUCACCUCGGUUAUUUUCAGACAAUCAACACGAAUGGCAGGUCAAGCAAGGCAUGCUGGGGGAUUGCUGGUUUCUCUGUGCCUGCGCCGCUUUGCAGAAAAAUAAAUAUCUGCUAACCAAGGUUAUCCCUCCAGGUCAGCCCAGCUGGAAGGAUGAGAAAUACCGAGGAUGUUUCACCUGUCGCAUCUGGCAGUUUGGCCACUGGGUGGAGGUGACCAUCGAUGACCGGCUGCCUUGUCUUGGGGGCAAGCUCUGUUUCUCCCAGUGCCAGACGGAAGGCGUCUUUUGGCUCCCCCUGCUGGAGAAAGCUUACGCCAAGUACGUGUGA